UUUCACAUCCGGGCGGCUCUCUUGCUCCUCUUCAAUCGCAAUCCGCUUCCCUUCCCUGCGCUCUCGACCGGGGAGGUCUGUGGCUGCAGAAGAAACCUCCGAAUCCCGGGCCCUCCGUCGGCGUCUGGUACCGGGCCUCUGAGGCGCUGCUCCCCCCGCACAGCCGGUCGCCCAUGACGCGGGCUCCGCCGGUGGUGGUGGUGCACGGCGCCGAGCGCUCCCCGUCGGUGCGACAUCUCCGCGCUGAAGCAGCAUCGCUGGCUAACGUUAGCUAACAACAUCGAUCUCUGUGCUGCUCCACCCCCCUCUCCCUCCGGUCAACCCCGCGACCGAUCCGUCACAUCAACCGCUGAUUGAUAUCUAACACUGGACCACCGAGGCUUGCCCCCCCACUCCCCUCCUCCAACCGUCCAUCGGCUAGCGCAGGAAGCCCACCCGUUUCCUCCCCCAACGUUUCGGAUUUAGGGCCCGCAGAGAGAGUAGCCUCGGAGUUUUAACCCGUGAUAUUUAGAUCACGAGCCCCCUACCCUACUCCUCUGUGGCCUUUUCAGGGGUCCGCUUCUUCUCUACCUCAACACCCCGCUGCCUCCCCGCCCCUGUGUGUAAUCCCCUCUGCACUAUACCCCCGACUCUGAUCAGCUCGCUCCGACCUCCGCCGGCACCGGCUCUGCUGCUUCUGACAAUCCGACCAAAGAGCGCUGCUCGGCGGGCACUGACUGCGGGGAACCCCGGUGGACAUCUCUGGUUCUCUCCCACCCUGUCUCCCCAUUUUUUCUCAGUCUGGCUGCUGAAGGAAGCUAGCUGGCUGGCUUGUUCCACUUCACACCCACACAGACAGCAAACUCCGUUAUCCGUGUUACCCCUACAAUCCCCUGCAGUCCGUGAUCCACACCCCAGCACCGGCCCUCAGCGCCCGAGCCACGGGUCUCGCCAUGCCGGGUCCGGUGGCCGGUAGCAAGUCCCGUGUGUACGCAGACGUCAACACGCUGAAGAGCCGGGAGUACUGGGAUUACGAGGCCCACGUACCCAACUGGAACAACCAGGAGGACUACCAGCUGGUCCGUAAGCUGGGCAGAGGAAAAUACAGCGAAGUGUUCGAGGCCAUCAACAUCACCAACAAUGAGAAGGUGGUGGUCAAGAUCCUGAAGCCGGUCAAAAAGAAGAAGAUCAAGCGAGAGAUCAAGAUCCUGGAGAACCUGCGAGGAGGGACCAACAUCAUCCGACUGGUGGACACAGUCAAAGACCCGGUGUCCAGAACUCCAGCGCUGGUCUUUGAAUGCAUCAAUAACACAGACUUCAAGGAGUUGUACCAGAAGUUGACAGACUAUGAUAUCCGUUUUUAUAUGUAUGAACUACUGAAGGCUCUGGACUACUGUCACAGUAUGGGAAUCAUGCACCGUGACGUCAAACCCCACAAUGUGAUGAUCGACCACCAGUUGAGAAAGCUACGCCUUAUAGACUGGGGUUUGGCAGAGUUCUACCACCCUUCCCAGGAGUACAAUGUCAGAGUGGCAUCACGAUACUUCAAAGGCCCCGAACUCCUGGUGGACUAUCAGAUGUAUGAUUACAGUCUAGACAUGUGGAGCUUGGGCUGUAUGUUGGCCAGUAUGAUCUUUCAAAAAGAGCCCUUCUUCCAUGGACAAGACAACUAUGACCAGCUGGUGCGAAUUGCCAAGGUCCUGGGGACAGACGAGCUGUUUGGCUACCUGCGCAAAUAUCACAUCGAACUGGACCCGCGCUUCAAAGACCUGCUGGGACAGCAGAGCAGGAAGCGCUGGGAACAGUUUGUGCAGACGGAGAACCAGCACUUGGUGAGUCCUGAAGCUCUGGACCUGCUGGAUAAGCUGCUACGCUACGACCACCAACAGAGACUGACCGCCACAGAGGCCAUGGAGCACCCCUACUUCUACCCUGUAGUAAAGGAGCAGUCUCUGUCAAACUCUGACAACAACAUGGUUUCCAGUGGCAACACUACAGCGCGAUGAAACACAGAUGUGAAGAAGAAGGAUGUUUGUUACCUCAACUUUGUACCCAGUUGUGACAGUAACUUUGACAAGUGUACAGUGACAAUGGAUCAAAGUAACUCUGACCAGUUACACACUCACUGAUAUGUGCAUACUGAUACACACAUCUACACACAUACACACAUCAGUGCAAGCACACCUCUACGCACACACACAUGCAGACACAUAUACAUACACCCUCCUCCUCUGUAUCAGUCUGUGAUUGGCUUGUCCUGGUUCCCUGUCCAGCAGCCUGACCAAUGAGCUUGAAGCUACUCCCCCUCAUCGUUCCCUCAAACGGUCUUUUUUUCCUCCCAGCUCAGUCUCACGUAGGUCAACAAGGACAAACUACUUUUAAAGACAAUUCAAACCCCCUCUCUCCCUCUCUCCUCCCUCUCCAUCCAUCCUUCCUUUAUAUCAUCCCCUCUUUUGAUUGCAUCAGCAUGGAGAAUGAACAGGAGAGUGAGCCUGUACAAGUCCCGACCCCCUCCCAGACCCGUUCAUCCAUUCAUCCAUCCAUCCGUCUGUCUGUCUGUCUGCCCCCGCCUCCUCCCUCCCCAUCAUGUACCCCAACAGACAGACAAACGUCUUAGCACUACUCCAGUUCUGAAAGUGGCAUGGUGGACUCUCUCUAGAUAGAAUGAUGAUGAUGAUAAUAAUAAUAAUAUUAAUGAAAAAUAAAUGAUUUUUAUUUAGAUGAA
This is a messenger RNA of Thunnus maccoyii (southern bluefin tuna), 2704 nucleotides long. RefSeq names its product casein kinase 2, alpha prime polypeptide b (gene csnk2a2b). Gene Ontology annotation, biological process: regulation of chromosome separation; protein phosphorylation. Gene Ontology annotation, cellular component: cytosol; nucleus; protein kinase CK2 complex. The record is from RefSeq and is a predicted model, not a curated record. The transcript is spliced from 12 exons. Gene Ontology annotation, molecular function: protein serine/threonine kinase activity; ATP binding. Bases 933 to 1985 code for a protein of 350 amino acids. Lineage: Eukaryota; Metazoa; Chordata; Actinopteri; Scombriformes; Scombridae.